Rhodofomes roseus is the source of this 2947-nucleotide messenger RNA. RefSeq lists its product as uncharacterized. The record is from RefSeq and is a predicted model, not a curated record. Gene Ontology annotation, cellular component: mating projection tip; spindle pole body; cell cortex. Bases 262 to 2814 code for a protein of 850 amino acids. Gene Ontology annotation, molecular function: microtubule binding. NCBI's taxonomy places the organism in Eukaryota, Fungi, Basidiomycota, Agaricomycetes, Polyporales, Fomitopsidaceae. The transcript is spliced from 7 exons. Gene Ontology annotation, biological process: nuclear migration along microtubule; establishment of spindle localization; mitotic spindle orientation checkpoint signaling.
GGGAGUGAUACGGCGCGCGGGCUGGGAGGUUUCUCUGUCCCGCCAACUCGUCUGCCCUGCCCGUCCCCGCCGCGUCCCGUCUACUCGUCUCUCUCGCGGCAGAGGAUCCGUCGUGCCCCCCUCGCCAGUGUUGCUUAUACCCACCCGUCUCAGCAGCGACCCGAGCCUCGGCGGAUCCUCUGAGCCAACGAACUGUCUGCUUCGCCGUCUCCACGACCCAUCCCCUUCGCUCCUCCUUGCUCUCGUGCCCCGCUCGUUCUCAUGGUUUCUCUCAGCAUAUCUCGGUCGCCUAGUCUAGUCUCGUCGCCCUCUCAGAACAGUUUCAAGCAUGCAUUGCCCUCGCCCUCGGACUCUCAUUUCAACUCGACAUCCUCCACCAGCAGCUCCUCCUCCUCCUCGUCCCACAAGAAGGAUGAUGAGGAUAUGACCAUAACCGCCAGCCGCUCACUAAUGAAGCUCAAGAGCACCGACAAGAGUAAAGAAGCCCUGCAUCUCCUCGCCCUCUCGACCCGUAUCACAGAACUGUCAUACUCCAUCUCGGACAUCCAGACGCGCAUUUUUGAAAUCCAGGAGCUGCGACACAAGUCGCAGUCCUCGGCCGACUCCAAGGAUGCAUCCGGUGUCAUCGAUCAGUCUCUCUCCAGCCUGGACGAACGCCUCGAGACCGUGACCGCCGGCAUCAAGUCCGUAAACGGCUCCCUCGAACCGCUGCUCAAGGCCGGCGACAGGACCUCGGUCGCGUCCGGCCAUGUCCCCAGCGAGGAGACCCUCUUGCUGCGAAAGCAUUCCGCGAUGUUGUCAGAAUGGGAGGCGCUGCAGAAGGAGAUACAGGUUUUGCGCGAGGAACUGAAGGAAGACAAGUGGCUCACUGUCUUCCGAACAGUGACCGACCAGGCGGAUGGAAUGAUGUCAAGUUUGGAGAAGGCAGUCAAUCGCUGUCAGGAAUUUAUAUGGAAGGUACAGAGUGCUCUGAACGAUGCGGGAACCCCUUCCGUAUCUUCUGUUCGCUCUGAGAAGUCGCCUGUGAGCUUUGAUACGUUCCAAUCACUCCUCGAUUCGUUCGAGGCGAAGAAGAAACACUACAUGCCUGCCACUACCAAAGUUCUUUCAAUUAUCGACAAGGGAGUCCAAGAUCGCGUCACCAAGAACGGCGAGUGCUUGAGAAGACAUGCAGAGUCCACACAGCGGUGGCACAACCUCAGAGAGCGAAUAGCCCGAACAGAUGCUGAAAUGGGGGCCGUCCGGCGCGUGCUUACCGGCGAAGAUAUCAGUGCCGCCUCAAGUGAAGCUGGCUCCAGUACAUCCGGCACGACGUCCAAGUCUCGGCCAAAGAAUGGAUUUCUGCAAACACCACAGCUGGAGAGAUCGUCAAAGGAACGGACACACAGUUCCAACACGCUUUCUCGUUCCAUUUCUCCGUUCCGCAGAUUCGCAAAGAAGUUUACUAGUGGUGGAUCGCACAAGCCGCCCCCCGGAGCUGUGACGCCAACGGCACCCGCAAGCCCAAAGCGCGUCCCGUCCUCUGAACCUGGGCGGUCGCUCCGCCAUCGUGCCUCGAUGUUACAUUUCAUGGGCGGAAGCACGCAGCCAGUAACACCAGUCACGCCCUCCCACAAGCACUCACACAGUCUGACCCCCGAGUCGUCCCCGUCCGCGAAGAGGCUCGAGAGGAUGGAGAUGAAUACAACGCUCAAGCACCGACCCGCGUGGAAUAGCUCCACGAAAGUCCAGGAUGAAGACCGUUCAGGCACAGUCAAGUUGUCUCCUGGUCGGCCGUCCACAUCGUCCAGCAUGUACCGGCGGUCCGACGACAUACCCCUUGUACCACCACUGUACAAUCGCAGCGCGUCGCGCAGCUCUAUGGCCUCCUCCCGGCCCUGGUCCCCCGUGACGUCUUCCGUAUCGACCGCACAAUCCUCUACGACCCCAUUUUCUAUGUACCGCCCACCUUCGCGCUCGAACACGCCCGGCCUCCCCAUGUCCUACCGUCCCCCGUCACGGUCGCAGGCGCAGACGCCAGGCCUGCCGAUGGAACCUCGCUCGCGAUUGAGGACACCCAGCCACAUCCCCGCGCCGUCCAAGCCGCACUGGAGCUCCAUGUCCUCGUCGCCCUCCGACACCUCGCGGGACGGCGACGACUCCCUCCUACAGCGCGCGUUCUCGCCCACCAGCCCGCGGUCGCACACGCCCGGCGGGAGCGUCAUCCCCGCGCGCCCGCCCAGCCGUUCCAUGAUCCCCAUCCCGAGCGUCCAAGUCAUGUCCGCAUCCCGCCCAGGGACGAGCAUGGACUACUUCCGCCCCGACAGCUCGAUGUCCUUCCGUACCUCCGCCGACGGCGCGCGCACGCCCGACAUCCUCAAGGCGAUGCGGGCGACGCCGCGGCUGUCCAUGCCUCCCUCCAGCUUCCGCGAGUCCGCGAGUCCGCGCACCCCCGGGCAGGGCUCGCGCCCGCCGAGCCGCUCGGGUGCGGGCACUCCUAGCGGGGAGCGCGACGGGAGCGGUGUGCCCGUCUACGAGUACGUCCCAGUGAGCACGCGCGAUCCGCUCGACAUGGAGAUCGCGAACGUCGUCAACUCCCUGGCGCAUGGCCUCAUCAUCAAGCGCAACGACCCCCCGCUGCGCGGGACGCCGAAAGAGAAUGACGAGAUACGCGCGCAAUAUUCGUUUGCUGGCCCUCUCACGACCAAGAUUGUGACUUGCAAGCUAACGACGCUCUCCCGCCCUGGGGCGAGUGGCAAGUCGAAGCGGGUGAUGUGUCGAGUUGGAGGAGGCUGGCAAGAUCUGCGCAUGUACGUAUUGAGUCGCCAGACGUGAGGAGUGGGUUUAGGGCAUAGGAACGCGGUCGAUACCGCAGAUGUUUUGCAACAUAUAUCCACUAUAAUCGUCGACGUGUCCAUCUACACUCGUUUAUGCAUACUCACUCUGCAUGCAUUCUUUCACUGCAUCG